GCCCGCCAGAGCCGUGACGUGAAGGUGCAGCAGCCGCAGCAGCAGCAGCAGCAGCUCUGCUCGUUUCGUUCGUGUCGAGAGUUCUCGUGUGUCGUCGAAUGAAAACAAUCGUCGACGUCCGAACGUCGCGCAUCCCGAGACGUUGACACGCGCCGCACUGUGUGUGCCCCGUCGUUGAUAACGUCCGCGUAUAGUCGCUCGUCGUCGUCGCUGUCGCGUCAUCGUCGUCGCCGUCGUCGUCACCGCCGCCGUGUCGUCGCGAUACCUCGCCGCGACAGUUAACCUUAAAGAAAGCGGCGGGUGCGGUGAUAGUGUUUUCCCUCCGUGGAGGUAGAGCGGGUAAACUCGAGUCGUCAAUGCUCGAGACGGAAAGGUGUGACAAGGAAAGUGCGUAGUCAUCGAUGUGAGAGCCGAGGACGGCGAGGAAGAGCAGAGGGAGCGAGUGCGAAAGCGGAGAAAGAGAGAGAGAGAGAGGCCCAAGCAUCAAGCCGGGAAUUCCGACGAUCGCAGCUCCGUCAGGGAGCUCCAGAGGUGGCAACGGUCUCGUCAGGAAGUGUCGAAACUGGCGUGUGGGGCGGAGGAGUCAGCUGUGGUCUGGCUCUGAUUGCGGUGGUAGCGGCGGAAGCGGAAGCCGCGAAGGCAAUAGCGAAGAAGGCAGGAGGCGAGGAGGUGGGGCCGGGAGAAGUUGCUGGGAGUCCCGAUUUUGUUAGAAGACGGUGCAAGCUUCAUCCUCAUUCCCAUCAUUUUCAUCUAUCUCUUCUUCUUUCACCUCGCAUCUUGCCUUACGGAAGUGCUAGAUUCGUAAGCGUUCGCCAGCGGCCACCAGAAGAACUGUCAACGGCGUGACACCGGCCCCGCGAACGGCCUUCCUCCCGCAGAGGAGUAAGCGCCGCACAGACAGGAGUCACCGCCAUCAUCCGUCAUCAUCAUCGUAGAAAUUACAUUCUGUGAGCCCUCUCCGAGGCGAGGCGAGACGAGAGAGGAGAGAGCUUCUUCAGCCUCCCCCUCUGCGCGCGCGACGUCCUAGUAUUAUUCGGCCCCGCUAACGGCCGCUCAUAAGUCUCGCGCGUCAUCUGUCAGACAUCAUGAACGAGCUCGACAGUCUUCGUCAGGAGGCGGAGACGCUGAAAAAUGCCAUUCGGGAUGCCAGGAAAGCAGCAUGCGACACGAACUUGGCCCAGGCUACAUCGGGCAUGGAACCUAUCGGUCGCAUACAAAUGCGUACGAGACGUACGCUUCGCGGUCACUUGGCUAAGAUUUAUGCGAUGCACUGGGGAAGUGACUCCAGGAAUCUAGUCUCCGCAUCGCAAGACGGCAAACUGAUCGUUUGGGACAGUUAUACCACCAAUAAGGUUCACGCGAUCCCAUUGCGGUCCUCAUGGGUAAUGACUUGUGCAUACGCGCCCUCGGGUAGUUACGUAGCAUGCGGUGGGCUGGACAAUAUCUGUUCCAUCUAUAGCCUUAAAACUAGGGAAGGUAACGUGCGGGUUAGCAGAGAGCUCCCGGGUCACACUGGAUAUUUAUCUUGCUGUCGAUUCUACGACGACAACCAGAUUGUCACCAGUUCUGGCGACAUGUCUUGUGCUCUAUGGGAUAUCGAGACCGGCCAGCAGUGCACUUCGUUCAUCGGGCACACCGGUGAUGUUAUGUCUCUGUCGUUGGCACCGGAUACACGCACUUUCGUAUCUGGCGCGUGUGACGCCAGUGCGAAGUUAUGGGACAUUCGCGAAGGAUCGUGCAAGCAGACUUUUCCGGGUCACGAGAGUGACAUAAAUGCCGUAACGUUCUUCCCGAACGGAUACGCUUUCGCGACAGGCUCGGAUGAUGCGACCUGCAGACUCUUCGAUAUUAGGGCAGAUCAGGAACUCGCGAUGUACAGUCACGACAAUAUCAUUUGCGGUAUUACCAGUGUAGCUUUCAGCAAGAGCGGUAGAUUAUUGCUGGCAGGCUAUGACGAUUUUAAUUGCAAUGUUUGGGAUUCCAUGAAGACAGAACGAGCUGGAAUUCUCGCUGGGCAUGACAAUCGCGUAUCUUGUCUUGGCGUUACGGAAGACGGCAUGGCAGUAGCGACGGGUUCUUGGGAUUCAUUCCUACGCAUUUGGAAUUAACUUGGGGCUCUUCCCAGGACGUUCCUUCAAAGAACCAACUACAGUCAACCAGCAUACAGCAUAAGAAUUAAGUACCAUCAUCUGACCACUGAGCAAAUCGGCGUGCCAGCAGUCACGACGCUGGCAAAUAAUCCGCCAGGUUCACCGGAGUUGACGCUGAUUAGAAAUUUUGGAUACUCGAUUAGUAGCAGCAGCAGCGGCACCAGCAACAAUAACAAUUACGAUCGUAGAAAAGCCCACGAUAACAAUGGCGGUGGUAACAGCAGCGGCGGCGAAUUUAAGAAUGUUUUGGAUUGUGGUGGUAAAAAAGACUCCCGCAACAGGCGCAACGUAGUCGACUUGACCUGGCGACGUAGUAAAGUCGGCGACAAGGACCAUGAAUAUCAACGCUUCUAAGAAGAAUCUACACUCUAAUUAGGUCGAAAACAUGGGUUGCUGAAAAAUGUGCGGCGAAGGACAAGAAUCGAAAACGAGCGCCGACAACAAGACCGACAUCCAAGAAUUUUCGGCAGCAUCGGGCACGCAUUUUCUUUUUCUCCUCCCCUUUCUUAAGGACUUUCUUCGCGAACCUUCGAGAGGCACGUGCUGUUUUACGGCUUUGAUAGUUCUUUUCCCACGGGGGUAUUCCUAGUCGAGGAUUUCAAAGUUCGAAGGACGGAUUACAAUCUUGUGCCGACGAUCAUCGAGAGAUUUCCAUCUCGAAUCAAGGUUCAAGCGUUCACUGCCGAGAAGGCGCCGUUAACAACUGCUCCGGCAGUUGGCUGCGAGUUACUCUUCGAUACACGGUUGUAUCGGGCGGGAUAGGAUAUGCAAUCAUGGAUAUUUCGUCGCAAUCCGGAAAUAAAAAACGAAUCAGCCAAAGGUCGUGAUAGUCCCGCAAUGAUGCGUUCGAAUCAUACGACGCACACUGAACGCACACAAUGAAGAUUCACAAUGACACGAAUUGCAUAUACUUACACACAAAAGCGAGUGGUCGAAUAAAUAUAGGGAAGAUGUGGAUCGUUCACCAGCAGUCUCGAAAUGCAUCCAAGUCGCACACACUUGUCACAUGAGUUUUGCCCUCGUGCACGAGCAUCGAGCGGCCAAACGUGGAAAAAAGAAUAAGAUGUCACUUUUUUUAACACGAUAAUACGCCGAUUUCGCACCGCUACUAUUACUACUAUUAUUAUUAUUAUUAUUAUUAUUAUUAUUAUUAUCACGAUCCCCUCGAUGAAUUUCGUAGAUGUAUCGUUAUUUAUUUUGUAUAGACUUCUGCCAUAGGCCGCCUUGCGCCUGCGUUUUUUGCGAGUGCGAGAGCGAUUGAGCAUGUAGUAAAAGAGAGUGAACGAAAAUUAUGAGAGCAUGAGAACGAGAGCGCGAGAGGCGCGCGGCCCAUUGCCAAUCAAAAAAAAAAAAACAAAA
Cataglyphis hispanica is the source of this 3509-nucleotide messenger RNA. RefSeq names its product guanine nucleotide-binding protein G(I)/G(S)/G(T) subunit beta-1 (gene Gbeta13F). Gene Ontology annotation, cellular component: cytoplasm; heterotrimeric G-protein complex. The coding region runs from base 1086 to 2108 and encodes 340 amino acids. Gene Ontology annotation, molecular function: signaling receptor complex adaptor activity; protein binding. The record is from RefSeq and is a predicted model, not a curated record. Gene Ontology annotation, biological process: G protein-coupled receptor signaling pathway. NCBI's taxonomy places the organism in Eukaryota, Metazoa, Arthropoda, Insecta, Hymenoptera, Formicidae. The transcript is spliced from 7 exons.